GGCGGAAGCGUGGGAGCCGCGCGGGCCGCCGUCCUCUCGACCCCCCCCGACCCCCACGGUCGCCGGCCCUGCCCUCGCCGCGCGCGGGGCCUCGGCGCCCCCCGGCUGCUGCUCGCGCCCGGCCCGGGAGCCAGAUUUUGUGGGAGUCUAAUACUUUGUCAUUAUGAGAUGUCGUCUCUCGGUACCUCCUUUGUGCAAAUUAAAUUUGAUGACUUGCAGUUUUUUGAAAACUGCGGUGGAGGAAGUUUUGGGAGUGUAUAUCGAGCCAGAUGGAUAUCCCAGGACAAGGAGGUGGCUGUAAAGAAGCUGCUCAAAAUAGAGAAAGAGGCAGAAAUACUCAGUGUCCUCAGUCACAGAAACAUCAUCCAGUUUUACGGAGUAAUUCUCGAACCUCCCAACUAUGGGAUCGUCACAGAAUAUGCUUCUCUGGGAUCACUCUAUGAUUACAUUAACAGUAACAGAAGUGAAGAGAUGGACAUGGAUCACAUUAUGACCUGGGCCACUGAUGUAGCCAAAGGAAUGCACUAUUUACAUAUGGAGGCUCCUGUCAAGGUGAUUCACAGAGAUCUCAAGUCACGAAAUGUUGUUAUAGCUGCUGAUGGGGUAUUGAAGAUAUGCGAUUUUGGUGCCUCUCGGUUCCAUAACCAUACAACACACAUGUCCUUGGUUGGAACUUUCCCAUGGAUGGCCCCAGAAGUUAUCCAAAGUCUCCCUGUGUCUGAAACUUGUGACACAUAUUCCUAUGGUGUGGUUCUCUGGGAGAUGCUAACAAGGGAGGUCCCCUUUAAAGGUUUGGAAGGAUUACAAGUAGCUUGGCUUGUAGUGGAAAAAAACGAGAGAUUAACCAUUCCAAGCAGCUGCCCCAGAAGUUUUGCUGAGCUGUUACGUCAGUGUUGGGAAGCUGAUGCCAAGAAACGGCCAUCUUUUAAGCAAAUCAUUUCAAUUCUGGAGUCCAUGUCAAACGACACUAACCUUCCCGACCAGUGUAACUCAUUCCUGCACAACAAGGCAGAGUGGAGGUGCGAAAUCGAGGCAACUCUCGAGAGGCUGAAGAAACUCGAACGGGACCUCAGCUGUAAAGAGCAAGAACUCAAAGAAAGGGAAAGACGUCUGAGGAUGUGGGAGCAAAAGCUGACGGAGCAGUCCAACACCCCGCUUCUCUUGCCUCUUGCUGCAAGAAUGUCUGAGGAGUCUUACUUUGAAUCUAAGACAGAGGAGUCAAACAGUGCAGAGAUGUCAUGUCAGAUCACAGCAGCAAGUAACGGGGAGGGCCAUGGCAUGAACCAGAGUCUGCAGGCCAUGAUGCUGAUGGGCUUUGGGGAUGUCUUCUCCAUGAACAAAGCAGGAGCUGUGUUGCAUUCUGGGAUGCAGAUAAACAUGCAAGCCAAGCAGAAUUCUUCCAAAACCACAUCUAAGAGAAGGGGGAAGAAGGUCAACAUGGCCCUGGGGUUCAGUGAUUUUGACUUGUCAGAAGGUGACGAUGAUGAUGAUGAUGACGGUGAGGAGGAGGAUAAUGACAUGGAUAACAAUAGUGAAUGAAACCAGAAAGCAAAGUAAUAAAAUUGAAAAUGUUUGGAAAAACGAAAGAAACUUGCUAUCUCAGUCUGUACAAAAACCAGUAAGGAGGCAGAAAACUAAGCACUGAAUUUGUAGGCCAAUCACAUUUCUAUGACAGUCAUUUCUUGAAUGAUUUUACUUUUUUUUUUCUGCUUACAGAAAAAUGGGGGGCGGGGGGGAUUAAGCCAGAAAGGUAUAUUUAAUGAGUCAGCAAAUGUGGUGCCUGAUUAUAGAAAUUUGUGAUUCUAUUACAAUAUAGUAGUUUUAACUAAUUACAUUCUGGCUUUUUUUUUUUUUAAACAAAUACUUUAACGUUUGUAUUUGAUUUGAUUUCAUUUAUUUAAUUGCUUAAGAAGACUUACAUUUUGAAAAAGCACUCUUACCUCCUCUAAUUCUUCUUUGACACUGAUUUUCCUGUAACACACUACAUUUUUUUUCUUAUGAUAAUACACUGCACUGUCAGAAAUAAUUGAUAGUGACUACAAAAUCUUACAAUAAAAAAACUGAGAUGAAAGAAGGCUAUAACAAAUACUUCUUCCGAAAUACCGAAAUGCCAAGAAUUUUCGAUCCUUAAUGGCACAACUACUCACAAUAAAAUCUGAGAGAUAUUCUCAAUAGUACAUUGGGAGAAGAAAUGCUCUAAUUUGAAACCAACAGCAGAUGUUGUAGGCUUUCAUACCAGUGCUAGUCCUGGAAGCUUCUGAACAACACACAGUCAUCUAAGGCUUAGUUUAUAAAAGGAGAAAGAGAUGGUCUUAAAGGGCUACUUGUAGGCUGAUACCAAGUGCUGACACAGACCAGCUGUGCACCCCCCGUGCGGUGUGCAUGUGUUUGUUUUCCAGAGGGGCAGGAGCAUCCUGGGUUCUAGAUACAUGUAUAAAGGUUUCAAAGAGGGAACGAAAAGAUUAUGAAAGGAAUAGCACAGGUAAGUUAAACUUACUGAGACAGAAGUACCCGAUGAAGGGUCCUUUUUAGAUCAAAUCCAGCCUUCCAGAGUUGUCUUUUUUUUUUUCUUUUAACCCUGACUCAGCCAUGCCAGUGUUAAACGGGAGUAAAUGCAGGUGCUGCUCCGACAACCUAGUUCACCAGAGAAAUAUUCUCAGAAUGUUAUCAUAUUUGUCAAAGCUUGUUUAAACUGUAAAACACUGAUAAAAAAACUACAAAACAUUUGUAGUCAUAUAUAUGUACGCAUACACACACACGCACGCACGCGCGCGCACACACACACACAGAAAGGCAAAGGCACAAGAACUUUUUUUCACUCUGCAUUGGGAAGAAGUGCCAUUCAUUUGACUAUUAAACUAAAAUACUUCUGGUGGUUCUUUUUAUGGGAAAUUUAAGAAAGGAUAUCAUCAUAGAUAUUAUCUAAUACUAUUUCCAACUAUAUUCAAUCAUAAAAAGCCUCUUGAAAUUUGAAACAUGACAUGCUUCUAAUCCCUAUUAACAGCUGAAAAAUAUCACAAAAUGAUCAGUACGCUGUGCCAGCUUUAUUUGGAGAAAAAUAACUAUUAAAAUGUUCUGGGUGUGAAAUGUAGAACAAUCUAUAUACUAUACACAGUGAGAUAGAAGAAUCCGGAGUCAAAUUAGGAUUCAGAACUGCUGUGUAAUCUGUUAAAAAUUUUUUAACCUCUGUGUGUCUGUCUGCUCAUUUUUGACAUGGGAAUAAUAACAGGACCCACUUGAAAGGACUGUUGUAAGGAUGAAAUGAAAUAUUACAUGUAAAGCACUUAACACAGUACCAGGCCCAUGGUAAGUGGUCAGUUAAUUUUAGCCAGUGAAAAGAUACUAAAAAAAUAAGUAGUUACAGUAACCUGGAAAACAAAACUAUCAAUUUCAAGUCAUGUUUGUUGAGUAGUAGGAGACGGAAGUUAAAGUGAAUAGCUUUCAAGAAAGAUAUAAGAGAACAUUCUUAGAAUAUAAACUAUAUAAACAAAUUUAAUCUGUUGCUCUUUGAAGCCUAUGUACCUGAGGCGUUUGCAGGCCCUGCCUCCACCCACAGACUAAGUAAAAACAGAAGGAAUAGGUAGACCUUUCCCCUAGAGGAUGGGUUCCCUAGUAGCCAGUGGCACACCUUCUGUCCAUGCAAACAUACACAGAUACGUGCUCACCGCCAAGCUAGUCCUGGCGGCACCCAGGCACGAGCACAUCCAGGCAUCCUGUCUGUGCUCAGCAGAGAUGUGCUCCCUCCCUCAGGCUGAGCCCCUCAAGCAGAACAUCUGGGAGUGCAGCAGAGGGAUGGUUUUCAAUUCUCGACUUUGCAGCAUGUCCAGGUCACUGUGGUCUAGCAACCUGAAGGAGAGAGCCAAAGAGGAAGCAGUUUAAAAGCCUCUUGCACAUCUUUCUGGUAAAGAUAGUUACUCGUUCCACAGAUAUUCAUUGAGCCCCCUCUCUGUGCCAGGUACUGUUCGAGGGACCAGCUAGAGGGGAAUGCUUGCGCUCAUGGAGCAUCCAUGCCAGUGAGCAGAGAGCCUGACAAUCAACAAAACAAAUGCCUUACGUUAUGUAAACGUUUGACAAGAGCAUGCUGAGAAGGGGAGCAGGGGAAAGAGGAUAACACACACAGGGGAGUGUUGCGGAGUUUACACUGGGCAGAGAAGGCCUCACUGACAGGAAUCUCUGGGCUGAUAUUGGGAUCUGUGCCCUUUACAUAAGAAUCUAAACCCUGUCUCUCCUCUGUAAGAAUCAUCAACAAAAUUAGAACAUAUAAACAGAAUGAAACUGAUAUUUUUCUUCAUUUACAUAAUAAACCUAUUGUAAUUACACAUAAAAUUUUGGUGCAUUAAUAAAAGGAGCCAGUUAGGGCCCAAAGUGAAAGGUAAUAGGACUCUCUAUACUCAGACCAAGGUUUACCAUUAAUUAGGUAAGAUUUCCCCAAUCUCUCAAGUGCUGCCAUUUUCCUCACCAGUAUUCCAGAGAUGGUUGUAGCUCCAUACUCUUACCACGAAGAAACCUCAGGGAUUUAGGAUACAGCAGAAUUGAAAGCUUCAGUGAUAAGCAUGAAAUUGUUCUCCACUUGGCAUCGUAUUUUAAUUGCCACACAGCAUUAUUUUACUCUGUUCCAAAUCAGUGUCUUUCUACGGUUUUGAACAUCCCUAAAAUCUGAAUCAUAUAAACAGAAUUUUAAAGGGGUCUCACUCUGUGAAGAUUAUGUAGAAGACUUUUAGACUCUAUUAUUAGUUUUAUUACUUUUUAAAAGAACUGUUUAUUACAUAGAAUUUCUAAAGAUGAUGUUAAUUGUGCACCUUCUAAUUCACUUUUCAGAUCAGUUUUUGAAAUGGCAAAUUACUGAUGUUGGAUGUAUUUCCAGUUACUUGACUUACAAGAAUGUACAUUUAUAAAGAGAAUAAUUAAACACUAAGAAAUUUAAAGAUUCAAAAUGAUAACAAACUCUGUAGUAAUAAUUGUCAGAGCCAUACAACUGAAAACAUAACUACUCUUCUUCAUCUUUUUUUCUGUAUUCAUAUAGUCGAUCAUACAGAUCAUACACUUUCCUCUGGGGCCCCUAAUGGUGUUCCCGAGUGCUGGGACAGAUUUUGGGUUGUCACAGGGACUGGGCGUGUGUGGAGUGCCCAGCGCCAGGGGCAGCCCCACCCAGUGAAGAACUCCAUCCACAAUACCAACAGCAUUGUCCCUCCCCCCACUGAGAAACUUGCUAAAGCUGGCAGUUUUAGAGUUCUACAUCUCAUUUCCCACCUAAACAAACUUGCUCAAGUCAAAAGAUGCAGUUUCAAAAUGACAACUGCUAUACAAUAUGAAUUUUGUAGGUUGGUGACAUUUAUCUUAAAUCCCCACCUGUAGAAAAAUGGGUUCUUUCCCCUGAAGAAUGCUGGUGGAGACUUUAUAAAAUAGCAAAAUGAUGUAUUUGGGGGAGGGGGUCCCUCUCCUAUCAGACUAAUUCCAAAAUAAAAAAGAAACCCAUCACCGAGGGAGGUUAAUUUAAAAGGACUCCCUGUUGUAAAAUCACAUUUUAAUAUUCUACAUUUCAUAACCAAGGGGAGGCAGUUGAAGGCACAGAGCACACUUGUUUUGGAUGGUCUGGAAAUGUUGAGGGCCGGCGUGCAGCCAGUGGUUUUUAACACGCAGCACAUUUGUUAGACUUCAGCAACAGCUGAGGUGUUCAGAACAGAUCCCCAUUAAAAUCAAGGAGUCGGAGGUAAGAUGUGGGAGAGAGCCAGAAGGACUUCUCAUAGCACUGUGAUGUGUACAUAACUUUAUUUUUCAGAGUGCUCACUGAGCAUUUCAUAAAAGAUCAUUUUAAAAGCUACUCUGAGUUAAAUGUUGAUACCCUUUUUGGUUUUUGGUAACACUGGACUCGCUGCGGGCCUGUUACACCGGGCAUUGUCUCACCACACCACGUUUAUGGUAGAGCAUCAUUUUUCUAUCAUCAGGCACCUUUUGCUGCUUUGGAGUCAGACUGCUUUCCUGUUCUGACUUUAAGCGUUGCCAGAGAGAAGAAUCUGUUCUGUUCUGUUUGGGUUGUGGCCCAGCCUGCAAGUGGUAGCAUUUCUGUGAUGGAAAGGGAGUGUGUACCAGGGAACCCGAAGGGCUACGCCGUUCCCUCGGGCUGCAGCUGAGUUGCAUUCUGUGGCCUGGGAGGAGCUUUCGGGCAUGUGAUUACUGACUUUACAACUAGCGUUUUCAGCAGCUACAUUAAUUAUUUUAUAUAAUGUGCAGAAUAGCUUAUCUUUUAACGGCAGAUACGAUACACUGCACAUACUGCUUUUGCGCUCUUUUAAAAAAUUUUGUACUAAAUAAUAGGAAAUAUUUAUAUUCUUGGAGUGUGCGCUUCGAAUACAGGAUGGCAUUAUCACUUUAUUUUUUUAACAAAACCUUUUCCUCAACUAUUCUAUUACAAUGUUAUUCUGAGCAAAUCCUAUGCCAUAUAUCUUGUAUAAUGUUUUAUGGAAGAUUACAUUUCACUCGUGUGUGGUAAGACUACUCAUUAUCGAUUUCGUAGUUGGAAUUUGAUAUUCCAGCACAGAGUCCACAAUGUAUUCAGAAAUCCAAGUUGGUGUCAUACAUUUCAUUUUGAUGUGAACUUUUCUUUGCUUUUCUUUGUUUUAAGACUCCAUUUUGCAAUAAACGUUUUGACAGUAAA
Molecule: messenger RNA, 6655 nt
Organism: Mirounga angustirostris (Northern elephant seal)
Lineage: Eukaryota; Metazoa; Chordata; Mammalia; Carnivora; Phocidae
Gene: MAP3K20
Product: mitogen-activated protein kinase kinase kinase 20
Exons: 12
Coding region: 169-1539 (456 amino acids)
Biological process (GO): signal transduction; protein phosphorylation
Cellular component (GO): cytoplasm
Molecular function (GO): ATP binding; protein kinase activity; protein binding
Source: RefSeq, a predicted model, not a curated record